Schistosoma guineensis is the source of this 1793-nucleotide messenger RNA. NCBI's taxonomy places the organism in Eukaryota, Metazoa, Platyhelminthes, Trematoda, Strigeidida, Schistosomatidae. The record is from the annotation of a GenBank genome assembly.
UUUAAAGUUGAUCAUUACUUGAAUGCUGCCACCCUGCAAGUAGUUGAGUGAUACGAAACCGUUAAUAACAUUAAUUUAACCAACCAUAAUGUAAUUAACUAAUUUAAACAAAAAUAAAGGAUUAUCAUUGGUUAAAUGUUCAAUAAAAACUAAUAUAAUGUCCAUCACAGUAUUUUGAACAAAAAUAUUUUUUUAUUUGAAAAAUUCAAACAAAAGAAAAAACAAAUCAGAAUAUAUUUGAAAACAUCAUUUGUAUAAGUAAUCAAAAUAUGAAUCUACAAGAAGUGGAAGCAUCAUAUAAUGAAAUAACCUCAUCAGCAUUGAAACUUAUAAUGGAGAUUUCAAUCAAUAAACUGAAGAAUUUUCAAAGUACUUUACAGCCAUCGACAGGACCACUUAUAAGAUCAAUAGAGAAUAAAAAUAAUUUAUUAAUGGAUAACUCCAAUAGAUUAACUACAAUUGAUUCAUCUCAACAUAUCUCUUUCAAAAAAACAUCUAACAGUUUUUCACCAAGUAAUCGGUUAUACAGGAUAAUGGUAAUUUUAAAAAUUGCUAAAAAAGCAAGAUCUGUAUUAUUAAACCGAGAAGCACUUAAUACACCACAAACGGAUAAUAAAUCAGUUGAUGUACAAAACAUUUCCUCUUCCGAAAAUGACUCAAACAAUCAUUCAUAUAACACACAACAAUGUGAUCCUGUGAAACAACCUAGAACACCUAAUCUGAGUUCAAUUCAAACAAAAACGCAUUCAGAAUUACGAGUUUUACAUUCAAACAAGCAAAAUGAACAAGUGUAUCAAUGUGUCUAUGAUUCUGUUCCAAAUAACUCUUCAGUAUGCACUCGCAAUAAAAGAGCACUUGAUUCUAAUCCAUCUACUUCGAUACCUGAAAAACGUGCAUUUUCAAAUUUUCGAAGUGAAAAUCCUAUGAAAUGUGAUAAAUCAUCACAUCAAGAUACAUUAAAUGUAAUGUAUAGUUUAACUACUCCAUACAAUACAGGGAAUGUGGAAAAUAGUCUGAUUAAACCAAAAUUUAACCAACAUAACGAUAACGAUGAUGAAUAUGCCGAUCCUAAUGAUAAUGAUGUCAUUAUGUAUUCAAAAUCUUAUCCCUUGUGCAAAUGUCGAUUAUCAAUCCAAAAUUCUGAAGUAUGUGGUCUAGGAAAUGGUCUAAUCGCAUCAAAUGAAGUAUUAUUAUCAAGUACUUCUCUUCAACAAAUGAAUCAUUCAAUGGAUUAUGAAGAAAUUAGUAAUGAUUAUGGACGAGAUAUGUGUAUAUGUCUUUCCGAUUCACCAAAUUCACGACCAUUGAUUACUGGAAUAAUAUGAAACGAUACAUACAAUAAUAAUUAUCCUCUAGGCGAUAAAAUAUUUUAAUUAAUGUAUAUGGUAAAUUAUUAUAAACGACUGUGAUAUAAAGUCUUAUUCACAUUAACAUCAAUAUAUAUAUAUAUAUAGUUUACAUGUGAUUGUACAUAAAUUAUGAGCACAUCAAUCAAUCUCAGGGCUUAAACUAUUCACAUUCAAUCGCCUUAUGGUUAUUCACAUGGCCAUGCAUACAAAAAAAGAAACUAUAAAUUGAAAUUCUCCUGUCGUUAUAUUCUUCGAAAUGAAAAUCCAUUUUUCUCCUUCAUGAUUUUUUUUCAAUUUAAUUACAAGGAAGAACGAUAAAUAGGAAUAAUUCAACAGUGAUCUAUCUGUGAUCCAUUCACUCUAAAAUGUAUUUGUUUAAAUGAUUUGAAUUUUAGAAUGUAAAGCAAAAUACUGUAAUAUAUAAAUAUCCGUUUUGCUCUUAAA